AUGUCAAUAUCCGCCGCUCGAAAGCGCGUAGUCGUUGCAGUGACGGGCGCGACAGGAGCACCACUGGCCGUCAGUCUCCUCAAGAAUCUGCGCCGUCUCGAUGUCGAAUCCCACCUCACCAUGUCCAAAUGGGGAGCCGCAACCCUCAAAUACGAACUCGACUCACCACACAACACACCAAGUUACCUGCAAUCACUCGCCCAUACAACUUACGCACCCCGGGACGUCUCAGCGGCCAUAUCCUCAGGGUCCUUCCGAACAGACGGGAUGAUUGUCGUCCCCUGUAGCAUGAAGACGUUGGCUGGAAUUCGGAUGGGUUACGAUGACGAUUUAACGACUCGCGCGGCGAGCGUGACGCUCAAGGAGCGGAGGAGACUUGUCCUUGUCGCGAGAGAAACGCCGCUGAGCUCGAUCCAUUUGGAGAAUAUGUUGGAGUUGACGCGGGCGGGGGCUGUGGUGUUUCCGCCGGUUAUGGCGUUUUAUACCCGGCCCAAGGAUAUAGAUGAGAUGGUGGAGCAGAGCGUCACGAGGAUGAUUGAUUUGCUGGAUCUUGGGCUGGACAAACAUAGUGAGGAGGGUGAGCGGUGGACGGGGUUCGAUUGGGAGGGGAAGAAGGGAGACGGGCGGAGAUAG
Aspergillus calidoustus is the source of this 633-nucleotide messenger RNA. NCBI's taxonomy places the organism in Eukaryota, Fungi, Ascomycota, Eurotiomycetes, Eurotiales, Aspergillaceae. The record is from the annotation of a GenBank genome assembly.